This is a messenger RNA of Arabidopsis thaliana (thale cress), 393 nucleotides long. Its product is annotated as nucleolar protein. The record is from RefSeq and is marked reviewed. Bases 1 to 393 code for a protein of 130 amino acids. Lineage: Eukaryota; Viridiplantae; Streptophyta; Magnoliopsida; Brassicales; Brassicaceae. The transcript has a single exon.
AUGGCUCAGACCGUUCCACCAUCUCGAACGAAGCCGCUUACAAUUUUCAAGAUGGGUUUAGCCUCUGCAAGCGUCCGAUUGGUUAACCUUGCUUCUCAUUCGAAGAGGAAGCUUCGUCGUUGGGCUGCCUGUUAUGGCUCUAGAGAUUAUGAACCUGUUAUAUAUCUCCAAAACGACAUGACGAUGAUGAACAAUGGUGGUGUUUAUGAAUACAACGGAGACCCGAGCAUGUUGCUGAGUGGGGAUCAGAGACGAGGUCCGUUGUGGCAGAAGAACAUUCUCAUGGGAGGAAAAUGCCAGCUUCCAGAUUUCUCAGGUGUUAUAUUGUAUGAUGCUGAUGGACAAGUUGUUCCUCCGGCCAAGAACUCUCUUCCUUUGCUCACCUGGAAGUGA